UUGGGUGUGAUACUGAUUUUUGUUAGAUGAUAAGUAUUUUUAGAAUGAGAUGUAAACUCUUAUGGUUAACAGACAUGUAAGAGGUCGAUAAUCUACGUCAGGAAAUGGUACACAUAGGUUUAAUUUAAACUAACGCCGUUUUUUUCACCCUCUAAAAGUGAAAGUAAAAACUAACCGGACGUAUUAAGUUUUUCACAGAGGAAAAUGGCUUCAAAGCUUGAAGAGGAAUUUUGCUGUCCUGUGUGCUGUGACAUCUACAAGGAUCCCGUCAUUUUAACCUGCGCUCACAGUGUGUGUAAAGCCUGUCUGCAGCAGUUCUGGGAGAGCAAAGGACACAGAGAAUGUCCCUACUGCAUGAGGAAGUGCUCUAAAGAAAUCUAUCAACCGAACCUGGCGUUAAGGAGCCUGUGUGAAGCUUAUUUAAGGGAGAGAAGUCAGAGAGCUUCAGCAGGGUCUGAGGUGCUCUGUAGUCUGCACAGUGAGAAACUCAAGGUUUUCUGUCUGGACGAUAACCAACCUGUGUGUGUGGUGUGUCAGAUUUCCAAGAAACACACCAACCACAAGUUCCAACCUGUAGAUGAGGCAGCUGCUGACCUUAAGGAGCUGCUGAGGAUUAAACUAGAGUGCUUACAGAAGAAGCUGAAGGUCUUUGAAGAAGCAAAACUCACCUGUGAUGAAACCGCUGAACAUGUGAAGACUCAGGUCCAGCACACAGAGAAGCAGAUCAAGGGGGAGUUUGAGAAGCUUCACCAGUUUCUACGAGAUGAAGAGGCAGCCAGGAUAGCUGCACUGAGGGAGGAAGAGGAGCAGAAGAGUCAGAUGAUGAAGGAGAAGAUUGAGAAGAUGAGCAGAGAGAUCUCAUCUCUUUCAGACACUAUCAGAGCCAUACAGGAGAAGAUGGGAGCUGAUGAUGUCACAUUCCUGCAGACCUACAAGAGCACAGUGGAAAGAGCCCAGUGCACACUGCAGGAUCCAGAGAGGGUUUCAGGAGCUCUGAUCAGUGUGGCAAAGCACCUGGACAAGCUGAAGGUCAAGGUCUGGAAAAAAAUGAUUGCUCCUGUGACUCUGGAUCCCAACACAGCACACCCAGAUCUCGUCCUGUCUGAGGAUCUGACCAGCGUGAGAUUUGUUGAAAAUAACCCACAGAGGUUUGAUAAGUAUUCCAGUAUCCUGGGCUCCGAGGGCUUUAACUCAGGGACUCACUGCUGGGAUGUGGAGGUUGGGGAGAACACAGGGUGGACUGUGGGUGUGAUGACAGAGUCUCUCAAGAGGAGGGGAGACUUUAGAUCCAGGAGUGGAUGGUGGCGUGUGGGGUAUGAUGGUGCUAUAUAUAGUGCACUUGCUCCACCACAGUCCUCCACUGUCCUCACAGUGCAGCAGAAACUCCAGAGGAUCAGAGUGCAGCUGAAUUGGGACGGAGGAGAGCUGUCAUUCUCUGACCCUGAUAAUAACACACACCUACACACACUCACACACACCUUCACUGAGAGAGUGUUCCCAUAUAUGAAUACCUGGUGUAGUCUCUCUCCUCUGAGGAUCCUACCAGUGAAUCCUCAGUAAGAUCAGAGCAGCACUGAUGGAGUUGUGAUGAUGGAGGUGUGCUGAAUGUAGCACACUUACACCAGAAGAUGUAUUGAUUCAUUAACACACCGAGUAUACUAAUGAUGACUGAGUAUACUAAUGAUGACCGAGUAUACUAUUGAUGACCGAGUAUACUAUUGAUGAAUGAGUAUACUAUUGAUGACCGAGUAUACUAUUGAUGACCGAGUAUAGUAUUGAUGAAUGAGUAUACUAAUUAUGACCGAGUAUACUAUUGAUGAAUGUGGGUCAGAUUUGAACCCUGAAUGUGGUACAGAUUAAUUUACUCCUCCCCCCAGAUCGUGUCACUUCAGAACAGAGUAAUGCUCUGCCCUGAUUGGAUGCUGAGGGUAAAAGAGGGCGGGGCAGAGCAAGAUUGGAGCCGUAGUUUGGCUCACGUAACUUUAUCUUUAAUGUAAAUGUAAAGUUAUUACAAUGGCCACGUUUACAUGAUGUUUUUAAUUCUGAAUUAGUUUAUUCAGAAUUAAAUAGAUCGGAAUUAAAAUAUUCUCCUUCGAGUUUACAUGGAAAUAAUAAUUCCGAAUUGGCGUUUACAUGGAACAUACGUUAAUUACGCUUUAUUGUAUUCUGCUGAACGUCUGGGGGUCGGGAAGGGUUCCGAUUGGACAGGCGGCGCAUGAACGUAGCCUAAUAAGGUCUACCGGAAGAAAACAAACUUUAGCUGGCUAGCAACUUUUUUAUCAUCUCGGGUUAACGUUACAGCAUGGACAAUAACAUAAUGAAAACGGGUUUCACAGUAACUCUGAUAAUAGGCCUACUAUUUAGCCAGCAGCUCGAGAAUAUUGUCAAGCUUCACGUUUGCUAGCUGAGGAGGAGAAGACUGUCGGAGAAGGGGGGAAGAAGACGGAGCCGAAUUAACCAUGAAACGAGCAUGCGCUUCUUCUUCCUCCUUGUACGAGCAUGCGCCAAACAAACGGAAUAAACUUUUAAUCGGAAUAAAGGUUUACAUGAUCAAGGAGGGGAGUUAAUUCCGCUUUAACAUCGGAAUAAACCAACCACUUAAAUCGGAAUUAAGUUUAAUUCAGAAUAAUCAUUUUCAAGCGGAAUAAGCGUUUACAUGGUCUCUUUUAAAGCGGAAUUAACUUUUAUUCCGAUUUAACUUGGUUUUAUUCGGAAUUAAAGCUCUCAUGUAAACGCAGCAAUUGAUUGAUUACUUAAGCCACUUAUUUCCAAAUGUGUGCCCACAGACAAAGAUUGUGUAGUCUGAUGACCUGGUGUGAUAUUGACACAAACAAUAAAAUGUCUACAGGACUGACUGAU
Sardina pilchardus (European sardine) is the source of this 2859-nucleotide messenger RNA. Its product is annotated as zinc-binding protein A33-like. Gene Ontology annotation, biological process: protein ubiquitination. Gene Ontology annotation, molecular function: protein binding; zinc ion binding; ubiquitin protein ligase activity. NCBI's taxonomy places the organism in Eukaryota, Metazoa, Chordata, Actinopteri, Clupeiformes, Clupeidae. The transcript is spliced from 6 exons. Gene Ontology annotation, cellular component: cytoplasm. The record is from RefSeq and is a predicted model, not a curated record. Bases 205 to 1560 code for a protein of 451 amino acids.